Messenger RNA from Paramacrobiotus metropolitanus, 1378 nucleotides. RefSeq lists its product as uncharacterized. The coding region runs from base 369 to 1112 and encodes 247 amino acids. The transcript is spliced from 9 exons. The record is from RefSeq and is a predicted model, not a curated record. NCBI's taxonomy places the organism in Eukaryota, Metazoa, Tardigrada, Eutardigrada, Parachela, Macrobiotidae.
CACACACUUCUCCACACACGCUCCAUCUGCCGCUUUUGAUCAGUACUCUUGUGUGUUAAACAAUAACGCCGGCUUUUCUUACUCUACAAUCAUCUUUUACCUUCCUGCUCUUUUUCCGCAUGACGAGCACCAAGUUUUAAUAAAUUCUAUGCGGUUUAAAUUAACCGGCGGUAAUCCCGUUUUGUGAUUGGCUAUUCGACGCCUUUAUCUGUUUUUUGUCUGUGGAUAAAUCAAGCGGAUGAUUGGAGAUUGAAUGUGUGCGCCGGCUAUUGCGCGGCUUUAAUCGGAUUUGCCUAGUGACUGUGUGUUAAUUGCGACUAAGCUGUGAUUGGCUGUCUGCAUAAUUAGCGUAAUUAGCCGACGGCAUUAUGCGGCUAUCCAGGAUAGUUUUCUCGGGAUUGGUAGCGGUGAUUCUGGAUGUGAUAAGUGUAUUUGCCGGAUAUUAUGACCGACAUAAAUGUUUUGGUACCGGUGACUGUAUAUUAGGAACGAACUACUUUGCCGGGGGAUAUUCGGACCCCUACAACAAGUGGCUGACCGAGUGCAAUGACGGCGAAGCCAUGAUCGGAAUUUUUGACGCGGUGCGCAUGUUCAUCGGCGUGGAACAGGUCUGGUGCAAAUUUAUGUUCCCCAUGAAGCCGCCGUCAAAGGGCAUUUAUCCUUUCUACAGCAGCUGUAAUGUCAGAAACGUUACAAUGGGAGCCAAAGAAUUUUAUUGUUACGACAAGUAUUGGCCGAAAGACACGGUGGAUACCUUCACCACCGGUCUGUUUUCCAACGUUUUCCAGGAUCCCGGCGUGCCGAGCCUAAUGAAAUGCUGUAAAACCCCAGCGGGAUACCACAUCGACUAUUCGCGUUGCGAAUGGAAGUACACACACGAUAAACGCGGAGAGCAUUACGACGGCUACUGGCUCGUGAAAUGUGAGACGAAUGAAGUUAUGACCGGGCUUGGACAGGCCGUUAAUCCCAACGAUGGACUCAAUCAUUUCGUCUGGAUGCAGUGUUGUCCGGUGAUCUACAACGGGUACGCCAGCAAAGACCAGCAUUAUCUACCGUCCGGCACGGUGGGCCGCGGCGGCUGGUAUGACACCCAAUCCAACCAUAUCUACUAAACCGGCAAUAUUUGACCGCCGGCUCCGGAAACGCAGUCUUAUACCGUCCAGUUUCGGACACGUGUACACACACUUCGUGAUGAAGGCACUUCUGUUGGCUUUCCUUGUUUUGUGUUGGUUGUUGUUAUAGCUGUUUGUCCUGUAUUUUUUUGCUCUAAAAAUGUUAACCGAAAACGAUUCAGAACGGGAAAGGGGAGGCACUAAUAAAGAGAUUAAUUGUUAGUGCUGAUAAAGUGAUGGAAUAAAAUGAUGAAUCAUGCAGAUAA